Molecule: messenger RNA, 942 nt
Organism: Phascolarctos cinereus (koala)
Lineage: Eukaryota; Metazoa; Chordata; Mammalia; Diprotodontia; Phascolarctidae
Product: olfactory receptor 10G4-like
Biological process (GO): G protein-coupled receptor signaling pathway
Cellular component (GO): membrane
Molecular function (GO): G protein-coupled receptor activity; olfactory receptor activity
Source: RefSeq, a predicted model, not a curated record
AUGGAAAGAGAUAAUCAAAGUUUUGUGACCACAUUCAUCCUUAUGGGGAUUCCCCAUGCACCAGAACUAAACACUGCCUUAUUUGGUAUUUUCUUAGUGAUCUAUGCACUAACUCUGGUGGGGAAUCUCUUUAUCUUGCUGGUGAUUAGAGUAGACUCUCACCUCCAUACUCCCAUGUACUACUUCCUGGCCAAUCUUUCCUUCAUUGAUUUGUGGUUCUCCACUGUCACUGUGCCCAAGAUACUCAUGGGUCUUCUUUCCUCAGAUGGUGAUGCUAUCUCCUUUCAUAGUUGUGUGGCACAGCUCUAUUCUUUCCACAUUCUGGGGAGCACUGAGUGUUUUCUCUACACAGUCAUGUCUUAUGACCGCUACCUGGCCAUCACUUAUCCCCUGCGCUAUGCUACCAUGAUGAGGGGGAAAACCUGUGCCCUUCUAGCUGGAGGCACAUGGCUCAGUGGUGCUAUCCACUCAGCAGCCCAGACUGCCCUGACCUUCCGCCUGCCCUAUUGUGGCCCCAACAAGAUCCAGCAUUAUUUCUGUGAUGCACCCCCCAUUCUCAAAUUGGCCUGUGCAAACACCUCAGCAAAUGAGAUGGUGAUCUUUGUCAACAUUGGCAUAGUGGCCUCUGGAUGUUGCUUCUUGAUUUUCCUCUCUUAUGUGUCCAUUGUUCGAGCUAUUUUGAAGAUCCGCACAGCAGAGGGCAGACACAAAGCCUUCCAGACUUGUGCUUCCCAUUGCAUUGUGGUCCUCUGUUUCUUUGUUCCUGGUCUCAUCGUUUAUCUAAGACCUGGCUCCAUGCAUGCUGUGGAUAGAAUUGUGGCCAUUUUUCAAACAGUGAUCACACCCUUGCUGAAUCCCAUAGUGUAUACAUUGAGGAAUAAAGAAGUAAAAACAGCUUUGCUUAAACUAAAAGGUCAAGGAAAGUUUGUGCAAAUUAAGUAA